Gordionus sp. m RMFG-2023 is the source of this 769-nucleotide messenger RNA. Its product is annotated as adrenodoxin-like protein 2, mitochondrial. The transcript is spliced from 4 exons. NCBI's taxonomy places the organism in Eukaryota, Metazoa, Nematomorpha, Gordioida, Chordodea, Parachordodidae. Gene Ontology annotation, molecular function: 2 iron, 2 sulfur cluster binding. The record is from RefSeq and is a predicted model, not a curated record. Gene Ontology annotation, biological process: P450-containing electron transport chain. Bases 2 to 496 code for a protein of 164 amino acids.
AAUGUUAUUUUUUUCUUUCAUUUAUGGAAUGAAAAUUUCUCGCCUGAUAUUUCGGUUUUUCACAAAUGUAAAACUUUUUGAUUAUAAAUUUUUACAACAUCAACGCUUAGUUUUUAAUCGAACAAUAAUAUCUACACAAAUUCAAUUCACAGCCGAAUUAACAAUACACUUUAUUUUGCCUAAUGGAAACAAAGUUUCAGGCAAGGCAAAAGAAGGUGAUACUCUAUUAGAUGUUGUCUUAAAUAAUAAUCUGGAUUUUGAUGGAUUUGGUGCUUGCGAAGGAACCCUAUCUUGCUCAACAUGUCAUCUUAUAUUUACACAAAAGGAUUUUAAUAAUCUGCCACAAAAAUCGACACCAGAAGAACUAGACAUGUUAGAUUUAGCUUAUGAAUUAACAGAAACCUCAAGAUUGGGUUGCCAGAUAAACUUAACCAAAGAAAUGGAUGGAUUAAUUGUGCAAUUGCCUAAAUCAGUUUUAGAUAAUCGAUUAUCUUAAAUAGAUAUUGCAUAGCUAGUAAAAUAUUGGUUAAAUGUGAUUUUUAAAAUUAUUAUAUUAAAUAUAUGCUUUAAUUAUAUAUAAAAAUUAUAUUAUACUUCUUUGUUAUUUCCAAGAAAAUUAAUUUUUUAUAGCAAAUUUAUUCUAAGAUAGUUAUAUUUUAUUUUUUAAAUUGAUAUCCUAUUGAUACCAUUAUGUGAUACUUAUAAUACAUUUGAUUUAUAUAUUACCAGCUUUAUAUUAUAUUUUUUUUAUUAAGACAAAAAUAUUAGC